UGAGCGAUUUCUUAUAAAGUGUAUUGAGGAAAAGCAAGCGUCUGUGGGAUUCAAAAAGUGUCAACAUUGUAAAAUGUUAUCAAGAACGAAUCAUGUGACUUUGCGUUUGUUUCAUUUUAGAUCAGUGUGUUGUUCAAGCAUAUCUGUUGUUAAACAAAGUAGAAGAGAAUUUUAUAAUUUCAGUACAGUCAUGCAAGAUACACGACCCCCUGGUCACAGGAUUUACUUUUAAUUGUUAUUGUAGCCAGCGCCGAAUUGACCAUCUCAAACUUAUGAACUACUCCAUGUCAGUAGAUGAAGAGAAAGUUGAAGCAUUAGUCCACACCUCUGGUCUACACUAUAGUGACUUUGAUUCUAAAAAUGGACUACCAAAACCUUGGCAGUUAAUGAAGAUUUUGGAAUCAGCAAGGUUCUUCUCUCAUCAUUGGCCACUGGAUGAAACUGGUCGGACAUUCAGAGAUUAUGCCGAGGUAACUUCAGACCGUAUGACAUUCCUAAUUACUUCAAGGAUGGACAUUGACUUAAAUCUGUACAAACCAAGUGUUCCAAAAUGUCCGCUGGAUAUUAAAGUUCAAGGUGGCUAUGUUGGAAGCUCUUCUUUAAACUCCAUAGCAACAGUUCAGACAAAAUGUGGCCAGCAGUUGCUAAGCAACAUCAACCAAGUAGUGAGUAUAGAUCGGGCAACUCGUCGACCGAAAGCAUUACCAGACUGGUGGCGGGAAAAGUAUGCAAAAUCUGGAGAACAAUUUUCAUCCCUAAAGUUUGAAAAGUAUGCAAAACCAGAUUCGGUUGAACCUUUCACCAUACAAGUAGUGCGUAGUGACCUUGACGGUAAUAAUCACACAAACUGGAGUUGUUAUGUGCGAUACGCCCUUGACGGAGCUUAUCAUAAUGCAAAACAUGGAAAACUUGAUAGUCUUAAAGAUAUUGACAAAAGAGGUUUACAAAGCAUGGAACUUUUGUUCUCUGGUGAAAGUUUUGACGAUGAUAAACUGCAAGUAUAUGCUUGGCAACAAGAAGGGGACGGUGAUCAAAUACGUGUACAUAUUGAGAAAGAUGGUAAUUUUAUAUUUCAGGCAACUUUACGUUACUUCGAACAAUCUCUUUUCUGAUCAAGUUCAUAUGAUGAAUUUUAGGUAUAUGUGUAGAGAUACAACUAUUCUUUCAGCAUAUGUGUACAAAUAGUUUCAGCAUAUGUGUAAAUAUAUUUUCUGGAUAUGUGUACAAAUACUCUCAGCUUAUGUGUAAAUAUACUUUUAACAUAUGUGAAUAAUACUAAUGUUCUCAGCAUAUUUAUGUGCAUAAACACUUAAAUCAUAAGUGCAGAGAUUAUCAUAUUAGAAAAGUUUUCAUUCAAAUUCUCAAAACAUUAUGUAUUAUGUAUAUAAAAUUACUAUAUUGUCAUAAUAUAUGGUGCUAUGUUUCUGGUUUUGUAUUUAUAUAACUACUUUAAAUGUGUUUUCCUUACAACUACUUUUA
Ruditapes philippinarum (Manila clam) is the source of this 1479-nucleotide messenger RNA. RefSeq lists its product as uncharacterized. Lineage: Eukaryota; Metazoa; Mollusca; Bivalvia; Venerida; Veneridae. The record is from RefSeq and is a predicted model, not a curated record. Bases 273 to 1112 code for a protein of 279 amino acids. The transcript has 3 exons.